Molecule: messenger RNA, 1168 nt
Organism: Ornithorhynchus anatinus (platypus)
Lineage: Eukaryota; Metazoa; Chordata; Mammalia; Monotremata; Ornithorhynchidae
Gene: SSTR5
Product: somatostatin receptor 5
Exons: 1
Coding region: 50-1168 (372 amino acids)
Biological process (GO): cellular response to glucocorticoid stimulus; neuropeptide signaling pathway; regulation of insulin secretion
Cellular component (GO): membrane; neuron projection
Molecular function (GO): somatostatin receptor activity; neuropeptide binding
Source: RefSeq, a predicted model, not a curated record
UGAGCCGCAGCAUCUCCCCAUCCGGACCAGCACGGGGUCGGAGGUGAGGAUGGACCCCCCGACAGAGCCCGCAGAGUCCGGCUGGGGCGCCGCCCUCCGGGACCUCAACGUCAACGUCUCCGGUCCGCCAGGCGACGGCUCCAACCACAGCGGCGAGGCCCAACCCUCCCCAUCCGCGGUCCGCACGGUGGCCAUCCCGGUCAUCUACCUGCUGGUGUGCGCCGGCGGUCUGGGCGGCAACUCCCUGGUCAUCUACGUGGUCUUGCGCUUCGCCAAGAUGAAGACGGUCACCAACAUCUACAUCCUGAACCUGGCCGUGGCCGACGUCCUCUUCAUGUUAGGCCUGCCCUUCAUCGCCGCCCAGAACGCCCUCUCCUACUGGCCCUUCGGCUCCGCCCUGUGUCGGCUGGUCAUGGCCGUGGACGGCAUCAACCAGUUCACCAGCGUCUUCUGCCUGACCGUCAUGAGCCUGGACCGCUAUCUGGCCGUGGUUCACCCGCUCAAGGCCGCCGGAUGGCGGCGCCCGCCGGUGGCCAAGUUGAUCAGCGCAGCAGUCUGGGCCUUCUCGCUGCUGAUGUCCCUGCCGGUCAUCAUCUUCGUGGACGUCCAGGAGGUCUGGAACACCUGCAACAUCAGCUGGCCCGAGCCAGCCGACGUCUGGGGGGCCGUCUUCAUCAUCUACACGGCCGCGCUGGGCUUCUUUGGGCCCCUGCUGGUCAUCUGCAUCUGUCACCUGCUCAUCGUGAUCAAGGUCCGGGCGGCAGGAGCGCGGGCCGGGGCGGGCCGGCGCCGGCGCUCCGAGCGCAAGGUGACGCGCAUGGUGGUGGUGGUGGUGGCCGCCUUCGUGCUGUGCUGGCUGCCCUUCUUCACGCUCAACAUCGCCAACGCCGUCUUCCCGCUGCCCGAGGAGCACAGCUCCGACGGCCUCUACUUCUUCGUCGUCGUCCUGUCCUACGCCAACAGCUGCGCCAACCCCGUGCUGUACGGCUUCCUCUCCGACAACUUCAGGGAGAGCUUCCGCCGGGCACUGGGCCUGCGCCGCAGCCUCGGGCUGGGGACGGGGGGCCCCGCCGACCCCCGGCCGGACAAGUCCGGCCACUUGCGCACCACCGCCCUGCUGGCCGGGGGCUCGCGGGUCAAUGGGCACAUGCAGACCAGCCAGCUCUGA